AUGGUGAUAAAAAUGCAAGGUCAGAGUGUCCAUACUUCCUGUGACAUCCCCCUAGCUGCGUUCUAUAUGACAACACCGAGUUAUCAAGGACUUGUCACUCUUGAGCGUGAACGUGCCCGAGUUGUAGAUGAACAAUAUGAUUAUAUAUUUGCGGGUUACAAAAAAGUCGCGGAGCUGCAGAAUGAGAUGACAAAUUCGAAAAGCCUGAAUGAACGUUUACUGACUACAAUUACCAAUGAUAGAAAAGAAAUAGAUGGGUUGAAAAACAAAUUGAUAAUGUGUGAUGAUGCCAAUAACAAAUUGCUUGAAACAAUCACUUCAGAUAAAAACAAGUGGAUUUCUUAUGAGAAAAAGAUGAAGAGUACAAUUUCAGAGUUAGGGCAGGGAAAAAACGAGUUGGAAAAUGAUUUGAAAAAAUCCAAUGAUGUGAUUAUAGGAACUGAAGAUAGGAACUUGUGGGAUGCUUCCAAGACAAAACUGGAAGAGACAAUUGUGGAGGUACAAACUAAGCUUGACACUGUAGUGAAGGAAAGAAAUGUAUUGAGCCAGAAACAUGAGGACUUGUACACUAGCUACAGAAAUGACAAAAAUGAAUUGAAAAAAUGCAAUGAUGGUGCUAUGAAAUUAAAAGCAAAGAUGGCUGAGGAUAAGGGAUUGUGGGAUUCGUGUAGGGCGAAUUUGAAAGGAAAAGUUGCACAGCUACAAAAUGAGAUCCUUGACGAAAGAAAAUCUAGCCAGAAACACCAAGAAUUGUUGACUAAAUUGAGGCAAGAAAAAAUUGAGAUAGAAAAUAAGUUCAUAAAAAUCAAUGAUACUACUAAGAAAUUGAAUGCAAAGAUGACUGAAGAUAAGCUGUUGUGGGAUUCUUGUCAGGAGAAGUUGGAAAAACAGGUUUCAGAGCUACAAAAUGAGCUUAAUGAAGCAAGGGUAUUCAGCCAAGGACGUGAAGAACUGUGCAGUGAGCUGAGACAAGCAAAAACUGAUUUGGAAGAAAAAGUUUUACAGCUCGAAGGUGAUCUUAAUGAAGCAAGAAUUUUGAUUAAGAAACAUGAAGAAUUGCGCUCUGAAUUAAUGAAAGAAAAGAACGAAAUGCAAAAUAAGGUAACAGAAUGCAAUGAUGAGACUGAAGAAUUGAAGGCAAAAUUGGCUGAACGUGGGUUCUUGUGGGAUUCUUCUAAGACAGAGUUGGAAGCCACUGUUGCAGGGCUGCAAAAUGAGCUCAAAGAAACAAGAUUGUUGAGCCUGAAACAUGAAGAAGUAUGCAUUCAACUAAGGCAUGAGAAAACAAAAUUGGAAGACGAGUUGAAAGACUUGGACGAUACGAAUGAGGAAUUACAUGCCAAAGUGACUGAAAAUGGUUGGCUUUGGGAUACUUGUAAGGCGAAUUUAGAAGGUACAGUAAUAAAGCUGCAGAAAAAGCUUAAUGAAACAAAGAUUCUGGCCCACAAUAAUCAAGUCUUAUACAAUGAAAUAAGUAGAGCAAAAAGUGAGAUGGAAACUAAUUUUCAUCAAUCCAUCAAUGAAGCUAAACAAUUAAAGGAUAAAAUAGCUGAAGAAGGGCACUUGUGGGAUAUAUCUAAGCGAGAAUUUGAAGUUACAUUUGCAAAACUGCAAAAUGAGCUUAAUGAAGCGAGAAUGUUAAGCCAGAACCAUGAAGAUUUGUGUACUCAAUCAGAACAGGAAAAAACUGAGUUGGAAAAUAAUCUUAAUCAAUCUAUUAAUGAAAUUCAGCAAUUAAAGGAAAAAUUGGCUGAAGAUAGGCACAAGUGGGAUAGUUAUAAGAGAGAAUUUGAAAUUACAAUUGCAAAACUGCAAAAUGAGCUCAACGAAGCGAGGAUGCUAAGCCAGAAGCAUGAAGAUUUGUGGUCUCAAUCAGAACAAGAAAAAAAUGAUUUGGAAAAGACUCUUAUAGGGCUACAAAAUGAACUUGAUGAAACAAAGAUUUUGACAGUGAAAGACCAAGAGCUGUGUAAGGUGCUCAGAGAAGAAAACAAUCGGAUAGGAAAUAAGUUGAAACAAUGCAGUGACAGUAUUGGGAAAUUAAAUACAAAAAUUAAAGAAGACCAGCUAUUGUGGGUUUGUAAUAAGGAGGAUUUGGAAAGCAGAGUUGCAGUUGUGCAGUAUGAGAAAGAGACAUUGAUCCAGGAAUAUAAAGCUCUGUGGGCCCAUUUAAGAGAUGAAUAA
Molecule: messenger RNA, 2184 nt
Organism: Cryptomeria japonica (Japanese cedar)
Lineage: Eukaryota; Viridiplantae; Streptophyta; Pinopsida; Cupressales; Cupressaceae
Exons: 3
Coding region: 1-2184 (727 amino acids)
Source: RefSeq, a predicted model, not a curated record